Messenger RNA from Wasmannia auropunctata (little fire ant), 1555 nucleotides. Its product is annotated as E3 ubiquitin-protein ligase synoviolin-like. Gene Ontology annotation, molecular function: ubiquitin protein ligase activity. The record is from RefSeq and is a predicted model, not a curated record. The transcript has 4 exons. Gene Ontology annotation, cellular component: endomembrane system. Lineage: Eukaryota; Metazoa; Arthropoda; Insecta; Hymenoptera; Formicidae. The coding region runs from base 299 to 1456 and encodes 385 amino acids.
CCGCUGGUACAAAGACCGACUGAACGGUCAGUAUCGUACCAGUUAGCAUUCGUUUUGGACGUGAGCGGUCAAACAAACGGCAGCGACGAAUUUGUUCCAGCGAGUAGUGAGAUUCCGCAAAAAUCUCUCGCAAUAGAAUCUCUCGAAAGUGAAUCUCUAGUCCAGAAGAACUAAAGGGUUUCAAGAGUGCGAAAGAAAGAGAGAAAGAAAGAAAGGAUUUUUCCAAUUUCCAGAAUUCGCGAUUUUCUUGUGGAGGAUUGAAUACGUACACUUUAUCAUCGUUUGAGAGGCCAGCGAAAUGGGUAUGAUAGCGCGCGUGAGGCGUCGCGUCCGCGCGAACUCGCUGACGGUCGACAAGGAGAAAACGGCGCAAAGUGUCUGCCUUCUAAGCGCGGUUCUUCUUCUGCCCUAUUGCCCACGCGGCCCGCUGCCGCUUCUACCGUCGCCCGCGCCGGUCCUGUACUCAGCCUUCGUCCUGCCGGUCGUUUUAAGCGCGAACUACAGGUACCCGGUACCGACCCUCAAGACUCUCGCCGAGGCCGCCAAAGGUGGAGCCAAGAGAGCAUGGCAUCCUCUGAAUCGCUUUCUGAGACGGCUAUACGCGCCGGUGGACCGCGCGGAGAAUCUCUUCCUGAAGAUGCGCAAUCUCUCCGUCAUGGCGAACCAGAUAGUGUUCCUGAUCUUGGCCGACAAGGUGCUGCUGCCGCAGCAGAGGCUGACCUGCCUGUACACGCUCAUGUUCUACAACGUGAUAGCCUACUGCGUGAGCUAUAUCAAGGAGCUGAUUCAGAAGGAGGACUGGUCGCCGUACGUCACCCUCACCGAGCGUUCCAAGAUCAAGCAUCUCGCGAUGUCGGCCACCAAGAUCGUGCUCGAGUGGACCAAGGCGGUGACAUUCGUCGUCACGCUGACUUUCAUGCUUCUCGUAUUCGGACUGGAGCAAGGGCUCGAUCAUUACAAACCUUCGUUGAUCUACACGGUGAUCACGUGGCUUUACUAUUCGGCGACGGAGAAGGUCUUCGUCGAGAUGUUCCCGACGAUCCUGGGCUUCCUGCAGCUGGAAGCGUUGGAGAACAUCGAGAAUCUGUACGCGCCGGUUUUACUCCGCUGCUUUACGAUCGCCAUGUCGGCGUUCUUCAGCGUCCUGCUGUUACCGUCGGCCUCUUGGAGGUUCCUGAUGGUCGCCACGUAUCUGAACGUGUACCUGCGAUGGAAGGAACUGAUGGCGAAUUCAGGCGCGGUGCUGCGACGGGAGCGCGAGGUGUUGAACCGCUACAGGAAGGCGACCCUCGAGGAGAUCGAGAGGUUCGACGACGUGUGCGCGGUGUGUCUGUGCGGUAUGACGAAGGCCAGGGUGACACCCUGCCAUCAUCUCUUCCACGCGGACUGCCUGCGACAAUGCCUGAAGACCAGCGACAAAUGUCCCAUGUGCAAGCGCGAGCUCAAGUUCGACUAAAUAAACGACCUCGCGGGGAAUAUACUCUUCUUUUGAUUGCCUCCAGAGAAAGAUUUACGAGAUUCUCAAAACGCGUCGCUGAAGAAGACGAAGAGGCGG